GUGGGUCUGGGCGCUGCAGGAGUUCCGGGAGGUGAUCGUUGCAAGCCUGGCAACUGAGAUGAAGAAACUGAGGCCCAGAGAGGUGGCAUCACGUCACUUCUCAAGAUCGCACAGCUCAGCAGUAUCCAAGACAGAAUUCAGACCCUGGAGUCCCUACUUCCAGUCCAGGUCUUUGUGCUCCACACCUGUCUGUGUGUGACAUGUUUGAAGAAAGGUUUGUGGAAGAACGGUUUUAAGACCCAGAGGGAUUUGAGUUAGGAUCCUUUGCAGAUGAGGAUAUUGAUUCUCAAGAUGUAAAUUCCUUAUUUGAGGCCACAACAGACAAAGCAUCAUGGUGGGAGGCUUGAAGAGGAAACACUCAGAUUUGGAAGAAGAGGAGGAGGAAGAGAGGUGGGACUGGGGUCCGGCAGGCCUUCGGAGUUACCAGCAAGCCCUGCUCCGCAUUUCUCUAGACAAAGUCCAGCGCAGCCUGGGCCCCCGGGCACCCAGCCUCCGCAGACAUGUCCUCAUCCACAACACCCUCCAGCAGCUUCAGGCUGCACUUCAUCUGGCUCCUGCACCUGCUCUGCCCCCGGAACCUCUCUUCCUAGGCGAGGAGGAUUUCUCCCUGUCAACCACCAUCGGCUCUAUCCUCAGGGAGCUGGAAACUUCCAUGGACGAGACCGAGGCCCCACAGAAUCCAGUGGAUCCCCCGAACCUUCAGAAUGACUUGCUGCCCCAGCCUGAUCCAGUGUUCUUAGAGGCUCUGAGCUCCCGGUACCUGGGAGACUCUGGCCUGGAUGACUUCUUUCUGGACAUUGACACAUCUGCAGUAGAAAAGGAACCUGCCUUGGCCCCUCCAGAUCCUCCUCCUAACCUCUUCUGUGCCCCAGGAUCCUGGGAGUGGAAUGAACUAGAUCACAUCAUGGAGAUCAUUCUGGGGUCCUAAAACUUUGAGGGGGAUCCUUCUUCCUAUCAGUCUUAAUUGUCUGGAUCCCUGGGUGCAGCUCUGUGUGUCUGGGUUGGUGGAGGUUCUAAGCAGUGACUACAACCUCCAUUCCUCCCUUUCAGAGUUCCACAAACUGUCCUGCAUGUGUGUGUGUCUGGUUAGCCCAGCCUUCUGUGAAGGUGGGUCUUCCUGACUUAAUUUAUCUGUUCCAGAUGCCUUAAUGAGACCCUGUUUCUGGGAGCCCAAUUGCUCACACAUUUCUUCUGCCAUUUCCUUCACUCCCCUUCUGACCAUUGGGGUCUCAGGGAAGAUAAAGCUGGGCCUGUCAAAGGAUGCCAGGGAUGUGCUGUCAGAUUGCUCUGACCCAGGCUUUUGCACCGUAAGGGAGUUGGAGGGGCUGGUCUCCCCCACCCCUAGGCUGAACCCUACCUCCUUGGCAGGACCGCAGUUCCAGCAGCCUUCUGCUUCAUAACCAGGCCGGACCACGUGCAAUAGGGUGGGAACCAAACUGCUCCAUGCCACGUUAUUUAAAAGAAAGGCAGGGUUUGUGGUGGCUUUUUGUUUGUUUUUUAAUAAAAAUAUUUUGGAAGGAAUAA
Molecule: messenger RNA, 1524 nt
Organism: Tupaia belangeri chinensis (Chinese tree shrew)
Lineage: Eukaryota; Metazoa; Chordata; Mammalia; Scandentia; Tupaiidae
Gene: SERTAD3
Product: SERTA domain containing 3
Exons: 3
Coding region: 332-928 (198 amino acids)
Biological process (GO): positive regulation of DNA-templated transcription
Cellular component (GO): nucleus
Source: RefSeq, a predicted model, not a curated record